Sitodiplosis mosellana (orange wheat blossom midge) is the source of this 1661-nucleotide messenger RNA. RefSeq lists its product as uncharacterized. The transcript is spliced from 2 exons. NCBI's taxonomy places the organism in Eukaryota, Metazoa, Arthropoda, Insecta, Diptera, Cecidomyiidae. The record is from RefSeq and is a predicted model, not a curated record. Gene Ontology annotation, molecular function: protein binding. The coding region runs from base 272 to 1426 and encodes 384 amino acids.
GCAUGUCAUGGAAAUGACAAAGUUUGUUUAUUAUUUUACUCUGAUAUGAAAUAAUUCUAUUAACAAUUGUUUAUUAAAUUUACCGAAUCGCAGUAAUUAAAAGUUCUUGCGUUUCAUUUUAAAAAUACCCAAAUAUAUCCGUUCACAAUAUCUCUCUAAACGAAGUAUUUUAAAUUCAGUGAUACCAAUCGCCAAAUUAUACGAAUAUUUUCAUAACGAGAGAGGUUUUCUCAGCAUCCGUUGAACAAUUCACACAAAACAGCACUGCAUUAUGGAAAAUGAAUUUGAUUCAUUUGAAAAUGCAAAAUGCACGACCGAAGCUACAAAAAUUACCGAAUUAAAUACAGACUGCUUGGAAAUUAUAUUUGAACAUUUGGAUUUUAAUGAUUUGAUUCAUGUGGCCGAUAGCAGCAAACAGUUUUAUGGUGCCGUGUGCCAGGUUUACAAACGAAAGUAUCUAAAUAUGAAUCCGAUAUUAGAUAUUCAGUAUGAUCCUGCGUAUAAAUACAGUAAAUUUUUGAAUCAGCAAGUGGAAAGGGAUGCAUUGGAGCAGAAUCCAUUAGUAUUCAUUACCAAACCAAUAAUAUUAUUAAAACUCCUACGCCACUUUGGACACUUGAUACGGAAUUUGGGGAUUGGUUUUUCGAAAUUGAAUAUGAAGCUGUGUGUUGGAAUCGAAAUCUAUUUGGCCAAAUAUUGCUCUGAUUCAUUACAACGAUUUUCUUUGAUAUGUAAUACGUCAAAAAUUGCUUUCAAAGAUUUACAAAAACCGUUGAAAAAAGUCAUAGCUUUGAAAAUACAUACGGUAAUAGAUCAAAAACAAAAUCACAUUCAAUUCCUCAAUGAAAGUAAUCUACCAAAUGUUCAGCAUAUUUAUAUAACUAACCACGAUGGUUUGCAUAAUUCUGAAAAAGAAAUUCACUACGAAAACAUAGAAAGUUGUACGAUCGAAUCUCUUCGAAUGGAUAAAUUUCCAUUUUCAUUCGGAAAUCUAAAGCAUUUUACGCUUGCGGGUAAUAUCUGCCUAAACGAUGCUUUUUGUCAAUGUAUCAGCAAAAUUGAACACUUGAAGACAUUGAAAAUAAUGGAUAUGUUAAUUUUUGACUCAGAUUCGUUCAGAAAGCUGUUGGAGUUACAAAAUAUUCUUUCAAGUGUAGUAGAAAUGCAAUUUUCAUUCGAAAAAGGUAUGUCUGCUGACGCUGUGCUUCACUUUCUGAAACAAAGUCGAAGCGUGAGAAAAUUGACUAUUCAUCUACAUAAUGGAAGAUAUAGAGGAGACAAAACUCGUGACUACUUUAGAAUGCUGCAAACGAUAUCAUUAAAUUUGAAUGAUGAGUGGAAAGUGUAUAUCAUAGAUCCGUAUAGAUAUCCAUUCAAUUCAAUUUAUGAUUCUGAAUGCCAUGUUAUUGAAAAGAUGAAUAUAUGAUAAAUUUAAUUUGAACAACAUUGCUUCCAGGUUUGAUUAAGGUAUUCAAUAUUUCGGUUCAGAAAAUUAAUUUAAUUAAACGUGUGAAAUUUAGUUAAUAAGUUUUUUUUAUUAAAUCUAUUUCGUCAACUGUACUACAUUUUUUUCUUUACAUACCUAAAACUAAGUUCCUGGUUUGAUAGGCCAAAUUUUUUGCUGUUUCAUUCGAUGAAUAAUAAUAAAUAUGAAUUGUGAA